AAUUUGCGAAUUCGCUGGCAUUCGGCUUUGAGUUUUGUGUUUUGAAUCCUGAUUUGAGUCAGGACGUUUUAGGCAUCCUCUUCCAGUGUGCGUUUACGAUGCUGAUUCGUAAUUGUCUUUUGUAUACGUUGUGUACGCGCUGCACCUCUCUCCUCUCGCUCUCCCGCUCUCCCUUGUCUUUAGUGUGUGCGCCUGUGUGCGUGUGAGUGAGUGAGAGUUUCGUGGUGGGAAAAUAAUUAUUGAAACAAAUACAACAAAUACAUUUGCUUAGUAUUUUGUCAAGUGACCGGCAAGAAAGCCAAGAAGCACGGGCUUCAAGAAAAAGUGUCGCCGAGGCGGAUUAAACUUGAAUUCUUUGUGCGCAGCUGCAGGAACGUCAAGAUGCGUCAGUUUAACAUCUCGGUCAUUGGACUAUCCGGGACCGAAAAGGACCGCGGCCAGGUGGGAGUGGGCAAGUCAUGCCUGUGCAACAGAUUCAUGCGCCCGAUGGCCGACGACUACUUCAUCGAUCACAUAUCAGUGCUUAGCCAGAGCGACUUUAGUGGCCGGAUCGUAAACAAUGACCACUUCCUCUACUGGGGCGAUGUGCGCAAGACGACGGAGGAGGGCGUCGAGUACCAAUUUAAUAUCAUCGAGCAGACGGAGUUCAUGGACGACUCCACAUUCCAGGCCUUUAAGGUGGGAAAGAUGGAUCCAUACUCGAAGCGCUGCACGGCCACCAAGGUGUUCUCCGCGGAGAAGCUUAUGUACAUAUGCAAAAAUCAGUUGGGCAUUGAGAAGGAGUACGAACAGAAGGUCAUGCCCGAUGGCCGGCUCAGUAUCGAUGGCUUUGUGGUCGUCUUCGAUGUGAGUCCAGUGCCCAAUCGCAGUGUGGAGAAGCAGGUGGAGUUCGUGCAGAAUGUGAUCGCCACCAUACUGAAGAACAAGAAACCCCUGGUGCUGGUGACCACAAAGAACGACGAUGCCUAUGAGUUGUAUGUUCGCGAGGCGGAGAAGAUUAGCCAGCGAAAGGAUUACAAGAGCACCGUGCAGCUAAUUGAGACGUCGGCCCACGAGAGCAUCAACAUCGAUUUGGCCUUCCUCCUGCUCGCCCAGAUGAUCGACAAGGUUAAGAAUCGGGUCAAGAUCAUCUCGUAUCAGGAGUCGGCCAAGUCGCGCAAAGAACUGCUGGACACACGAUCCGAGGCGGUGACGCGACUAAUUCGCAACCAGAUUACCGACUAUCAUGUCCUGUGGUCGCAGGGCUCCAAAAUGCUGUCGCAAUACCGCGAGUGGAACGAGUUCCUCAACAUAUUUGGUCACGAGGCUGGCCAGAAACUAUUCCGGCGACACAUGAAAAAGCUGCGCGACGAUCAUCUAAACAAGAAACUGCAUCAGUACUUGGACAAGUUUGCCCUGGCCCUGGAGUACCUGCUGCCGGACAUUGGGGCAUUAAAUAUCAGCGAUGACGAUGCUUGGGAGUGCGCCAGGAACUAUCUGCAGAAUCACAUCGAGUUCGAGCAGUACUUCUUCGAGUGCCCGCAGGCCUCGUGGACGGAGCUGGUGGACAUGGACGAGGCGGAGGAUGAGGCCCGCAUUCCCUUCGAUGUGCUGGAGACUUCCGAGGCAGAGACUGUCUUCCGUAACUACUUAAACUCGGUGCAGCAGGACAAGAAGAAAAUUGGAUGGAAGCAGCAAUUUAAAAUGCUACUUGAGGAGUCGGGCUUUGUGACGCCCGGCAAGCAGCUGUCCGAGGUGCGCGUCCUGUUCAUGGGACGCGAAUGCUUUGAGGCGCUUUCGGAGCAUGAUUGCCAGCAGAUCUACGAUAUUCACCAGGACGACAUCAUCGAGAAGAGCAAACAGAAUUUUGUGGAGCUUCUGCUGGAACACGCUCAAUAUUUUCUACAGUUCAAGAACGUUGACAACAUCACGCAGGAAGAUGUGCGCCAGAUCACCGAUGUCAUACAGGAGGAUUCACGCUACAAGAUGCUCGAUCGCUUGGACCAGGAGCGGCGAUUGAUGCUUGUCCAGCACCUGCGCUUCAUCCACUGCCCCAUCCGCGAUCACUGCCCCUUCUUCUACAACUGUGUGGAUAGCCUAAUUGAGGAGGUGUUAUCCGACAAAUCGGCCAGCAACCACAAGACGCCCAGCGGCGGUGGCUGGAAGAGUUCCGGCAGCGGUAGUGACCGCACGCUCAAUCUGCUGAUCGUGGGCUCCGAGCACCUGGCCAGCGAUCUGCUCAACGACAUCCGCAUCUGCACCGGGAGCAAGGGCGAGUACAUCUACGAGAACCAGACGUAUUAUCUCAAUUAUCGCAUCGCCAACGGCGACAUGGAGGCCUUCAAGGCCAUAGAUGUCUAUUCGAGUGGUCUCAUUUGCGUGUAUUCCAACCAGCAAUCUUUUGAGACGCUCAAGGACAACUUGGAGCGCACGCUGCUCUGCAACCUGGAGCUGGAGGACAAGUUCGAGAACCUGCCGAUCGUGCUGGUCUACCAGCCACAGGAUCUCAAGGAGAACGAGGUGGAAUACUUGCGUAACGAGGGCAUGCGCCUGUCGGAGAUGCUGCAUUGCGACUUCAUCGAUCAUACGCAGAAUCACCAGAAGUACGUCUAUGACAUACUCAACAUAGUCAUCCUGUCGCUGAAGCUGACUGAGAUGAAGAGCUACGAGCCGUAUCCCUCCAAUCACACCGACCUGCGCAUCCUGUGCUGCAUCUUCUGUGGCGAUCAGUACGACAUCGAGAACAUUGUCCAGCCGCUGGUGGAGGAAUCGACGCUGGUGAAAGCCAACGAGCACUCCAUCAUUAUCGACGUCUUUAUUGGCGAUGCCAAGCGGCGGGUCGAGUUUAUCCUUUCCUCAUAUCAUGGCACUAGCCAGUACCGCGAUGAACUAAUCCAUGGCUACAUUUACUUUUACUCGGCCAAGCGUCGAUCAUCGUUGGCAAAUCUAAGCAUCCUGGCAGCACAGAAUGCCAACAUUCCAUUGCAGAUUAUCGCGGUGACCGAGAGCGGAGGCGUUAAUGCCUUCUUCAACAGCGAUAUUUGCCAGUAUCUGAUCACCGAGGGCAAUGCGGUGGCCGAUCGCUUCAAGGGCAGCUUCAUGACCUUCUCGGCGGAUCAGUAUGUCAAGUUUGCAUUCUAUAAUCCAUUCCUGAAGACGGCAUGGGACAACAAGUACGAGGUGGAGAACCUGCAUGUGGAGGAGUCAAUUACUUUGGAUUCGGGCGAGGGCACGCUGGAGAACUCGGUUAACCAGAUGCCACGCCCGCCGCCGCGCCAUGAGAGCUAUAUGCUGUCCAAUACGCUGGGAACCGAUGGUUCCGGCAGUGAAAACUACGAAAUGGCUCCAACCCGAUCUCUCAACUCAUUAAAUGAAGAAAGAGAUAUAUCAUUAGAUGAAAUCUACGAUGACAACGAAAAGCCGAAGCACCUGCAUCAAAGAUUCCAGAUAUUCCCUCCUCCAACAACUCCUCCAGAGCCAGCCCCUCCAGAUCAUCAGCUCAUUACAUGCACAUAUAAGAGUCAAUUCGUUUCGGCUUCAGAAUCAAGUUUGGAAGAAAUAACAUCGGAUGUUAGCGGGUCCAAGGAUUCACUGGCCACCCAUGAUGCAGAGUGGCUGGAGGACAAGAGCGAUGGGCGGCGCAACAUGAACAAGAACUUGAUAUGGAACAACUUCAGCGGUUCCACACAUGCCUACACCACCGGCCGACGGCACAUCGACUCCAAUCUGAACAAAAUCCGCCCAAAGGGACCCAGUCAAACGCUCAAAGUGGGCGAGGCGCCCAGUCGCAAUUGCCCGGCCAUGAGCUCCUCCACCUUCACCCUGCCCACCCAGCAGCCGGGCAAGCUGAACAUGAAGAACUUCCAGCUGGUCAGCGAUGCGGUGGCCAAGAUGAAUUUCACCGGCUCCGGUUCGGGCUCCGGAUCCGGUUCGGGUUCGGGCAGCACUGGACUGGGCCUGGGUCUGGGCUCCGGCAGUGGCUGCAUGGGGGAUUCGUAUCUGGAGCCGGGCGACAAGGACGGCAAGCGGUACGAUCAUGCCCAGUUGGAUGGCGAGGAUGAGGAUUCCGAGGAGCUCGCCGAGUAUGAGCAGAUCUACGAAAAUGAAGACUGCACCGAAUCCGACAGCUGUGCCAGUUCCACGGAGCGACGGGUGCGCCAGCAGAAUGCCUACUACAAGGCCAGCAAGAAGCCGGUGGCCGCCAAGAAGCAGAAGAAAAAGAAGGUGGCCAUUCCGGUGCAGACGCCGCGUGUUCCUCCGUUCGGCUCGUAUGUGAGUCCGCCGGAGAUUCCGCUGCACUACCAGCGCAUGGCCAUUGGCGGCGGCGGGCCAGGUGAGAAAAAGAAACCAGAGCCUUGCGUUCCGGAGUUCAUGAAGAGCGACAAGUCGCCAGAGUAUUCGAUGGUGCCAGAGCUGGCGGGUGCCGGCAUCUUCGGUGCAGAGAAUUUGCCCGAGUACAACAUGAACCAGGCCAAGUGCUUGAAGGACUUUGAGAAGCUGGAGAAGCGGCGCAUCAAGGAGGAAACGGCCAGGCAGCGCAAGCUCCAGGAGAAGGAGAAGGAGCAGGAGAAGAAGCUCAAGCGCAAACUCAAGCAGAAUGCCAAGGGCCUCGUUGAAUCCGUGGAGGCGCAAUUUGGCAAGCUGAUGAUUACCUCCGAACAGGGCGAGAUACCCAUUUUCCUCAACAAAUGCGUCGAGUUUAUCGAGAAGGAGGGCCUGGACUCCGAGGGCAUUUAUAGGGUGCCCGGAAGUAGAGCGCAUGUCGACAUGCUGUUCCAACGCUUCGAGGAGGAUACCAAUACUGAGAUUGAUGCGCUGGAUAUUCCCGUCAAUGCCGUGGCCACGGCACUGAAGGACUUCUUCUCCAAGCGCCUGCCUCCGCUGUUCAGCAAGGACAUCAUCAAGGAGCUGGAGGAGAUUGCCGGUUCCCGAGGUGUGGGCAAUUCCAAGCUGAAUGUUGAGGUCAAAACGGACCGGAGUUGCCGCUUGAUAGCUUUAAAAUCGCUGCUCCAGAAGCUGCCGCCCAUCAACUUUGCCAUACUCAAAUACAUAUUCCAGCACUUUGUGCACGUAUCGGAUAACUCGAAGCUGAAUAGCAUGGACAGCAAGAAUUUGGCCAUCUGCUGGUGGCCCACACUCAUACCCAUCGACUUCACCGACAUGGGCCACUUUGAGCAGCUGCGUCCGUAUCUAGAGGACAUUGUCCAGACAAUGAUUGACCAGUUCCCGUAUCUGUUCUGCGGCAAGGACGCUUUUGUCAUGGUCUAGGCCUAGAUCCCCGCCAGGCCAUGGCACACUUGGACUUCUACUUGACCGCCGGACGCGAAGCCAAAACGAGAUAGUUAGAUUCAAUGUGCGUUUGUGUAUGAAUGUGGGCGCCAGUGCCAUGUGUGCCAUGUGUGCUUUGUGUUUUUUGGGUGAUCUAAGGAGCAUAUUAGUAAUAGCCAUAGGGAGAAGGAAGCAGGAGGUAGCAGGAUGAUGCAGGAUGAAGCAGGAGGAGGCAGGAGGCGUUAGCAGGAGGCAGCCCAUCGAUCGAUCGAUUCAUUCAAAUGAGGAUCAGCAGCCAGGCAUAUACAUAUUUAUAAUAGUAUAUAAUAUACUUGGGUCUAUUGUGUGCAUCGUGUGUGUAUCGUGAUUCGUGAUUGUGUGUGCGAGCGUGCGAGCGAGCGAGAGAACAGAACUUGGCUAAGUAGGGUAUAUUUAUUUUUUAUAUAUACAAUAUAUAUUUUGUAUCGAUGGCUUUGUUGUGUUUCCGUGAUAUAUGUAAACGCGUCAAGUAUUUUCUCUGUGUGCUGGUGCGUCCCUUUUGUCGUUGCAUCCAUUGAGUGAGACCUCCCCUCGCCGCCCCCCAUUCCCCGCCCCUCGGCCACCGCCAGUCUCCGCCCCCACCCCCCUCCUCCCCUGCCACCUGUCACCCGCCAUCCACAAACGAUCCUUCCAUUACGAGGGGCGGGGCGGGGGCGCCAACGACAACGCACAAAAAACCAGAACAUAACUAAAAAGUAAAACAAACAAAUGCAAAAACAAAAAGAGAACAAAAACAAAAACAAAAAAAAAACAACCAAGAAAUAAAUGUAUGAAAGCAUGGGGAGAUAUCUAGUAAGAUGUCUGCAGGAAGAUGGUUAAAUAAAAUUUACUGUGUAUCUGUGUAUGUUAUAAAUGUAAUUGUAAUUGUAAUUGUAUGUUAAAAAUAAUGCGCGAUCAGCCAACCAAUUUCCACAUAAACACAAUAGCGAUAAUGCUAGAUAUAUAAUAUAUAUUUAAAUACCACUAAAUGUCUGUGUGUCUAGUAUAGGAGAAAGUAGGCGAGAAGGAGGAGGGGGAGAAAGGACAAGCGUAGAAAGGAGUACACUAUAAACAACACAAGAACAUCAACACAACAACAAGAACAGAAAACCCAAUAAAAACAACCGAGCAAAAUCUAAUUUUCGAGCUAAACUAAAUGUGCAUCUCUCAGUGUGUGUGUCUGUAUAUGUAUGUUUGUCAUCCAACUAGAUAUACACUAUAUAAUUAUAUAGCUAACAUAUAAGCGAAAAACAAAUGAAAAUGAUAAUUACUACGGCAAAGGAAAUCUCCCACAAAAAACUACAAAUAAAGUUACAAAUAAAAACAAUUAUACAAAUAAAAAAAAUAAAAUGAAGCAAAGCGAAGCGAACUCAAGUUUCCCCCACACUCGAAUCUCCACUGAUUGUCUAAUUGAUAUUUGCAUUAGCCAGGCAUAUAAUCCUUAAUGUAAUACUCUCUAUUCUGUCUCUCAAAAACCAAAAGCAAACUGAGUGUGUGUGUGUGUGUGUGUGCGUGUACUGUCGUAUCGAAUUAGCGAAAAAAAACAACAACAAAUUAUACAAUUUCUACUCAUGUACGCAUAUAUUUUAACUAAAAGCGAGCAGCAGAUUUUCCACAAAACGCAAUUUCAACAGGCAGAAGGAACGACUAAGAAAUGCAAAAUCGUAAACAAUUGUAGACAACAUACGCCUAAGUGUUAUUCCUUGUAAUUGAGCAUUAAUUUUUUAUAUACAAACCGAAACCUAAUUAUAUAUAAUUGUGUAUCUUGUGUCUGAAACGGACCUCAAACUCAAAGGAAGAAAAUAACGCGAGAUCUGUUGCCAAACAAAAAAAGAAUAAUAAUAAUAAUACAAAAAAAAACAAAAAACAAAAGAAUUAAGCACUCCAAAUGAAAUUUACAACAAAUAACGAGAGAAAAAGAAAAGAAAAACUUAACCAUUAUAUAGUAUAAUUUGUAUAGAUGUGUGUCUAUUGCAUUAUUUGUACACGUACAUAUAUACGCUAAACUGAAACAAAAACAUAAAAAAAAAAAAACAAAAAACAAGCAAAUAUGUCUAAACGAAACAAAAAAAUGAAAAAGCAAAACAAAUCGAACAAAAAAAAAUUGUAAUUGACGUGAUGUGUAAUGAUAUUUUUAAAAGCAAAUUUUAUGCCACGCCCAUGCCACGCAGCCACGCCCCCUCCCGCCUUUCCAACCGGAAAGGAGAGUCCCCUAUCCACCCAAAACGAACCCAUUCCCGCGCAGAAUCCAGCGAAUCCCCGUCCCGCCCUCCCAGCUCCAUCACUCACCACCUCCACGCUGCGGAUUCUGGAUGCCGGAUACGCCAUGUCUGAUGGGUGACCACCGCUCCACUGGACUCCAUCCGAUGGGCUGGUAGCGGUGUGGAGCCGCCGCAACCAAAAGACGAGAGCGAAAACAUAAUGAAAUCAAAUCAAACGAAACAAAAGUAAUAAAUUUGUGGGCAUUUUCCAAAUAUUUGUGAAGCA
Drosophila yakuba is the source of this 7752-nucleotide messenger RNA. RefSeq names its product rho GTPase-activating protein 190 (gene RhoGAPp190). Lineage: Eukaryota; Metazoa; Arthropoda; Insecta; Diptera; Drosophilidae. Gene Ontology annotation, molecular function: GTPase activity; GTP binding. The transcript is spliced from 16 exons. Gene Ontology annotation, biological process: signal transduction. Bases 382 to 5247 code for a protein of 1621 amino acids. The record is from RefSeq and is a predicted model, not a curated record.